Messenger RNA from Psammomys obesus (fat sand rat), 664 nucleotides. It is a transcript of the gene Ghrl, whose product is annotated as ghrelin and obestatin prepropeptide. Lineage: Eukaryota; Metazoa; Chordata; Mammalia; Rodentia; Muridae. The coding region runs from base 101 to 565 and encodes 154 amino acids. Gene Ontology annotation, cellular component: extracellular region. The transcript has 5 exons. The record is from RefSeq and is a predicted model, not a curated record. Gene Ontology annotation, molecular function: ghrelin receptor binding; growth hormone-releasing hormone activity. Gene Ontology annotation, biological process: positive regulation of growth hormone secretion; gastric acid secretion; regulation of response to food.
UGACCUCCACAGUUGUUCUUCAACAGUGGGAGGACAGAGCGAAGAGUAUUUAGUUCCCAAGGAAUGCAAAACUGCCCACGCAAACUACACAGCCUCAGAGAUGAGACUGCCAGAUCCGAACAAACAGAAGGCUCCCUAUAUAAGUAGCAGCCAGCCAGCAGGCAUCACAUCCCCAGGCAUUCCAGGGCCAUCUGUCCCCACCACCAAGGCCAUGAUGUCUUCAGGGACCAUCUGCAGUCUGCUACUCCUUGGCGUGCUCUGGAUGGACGUGGCCAUGGCAGGCUCCAGCUUCCUGAGCCCAGAGCACCAGAAAACCCAGCAGAGAAAGGAAUCCAAGAAGCCACCAGCCAAACUGCAGCCACGAGCUCUAGAAGGCUGGCUCCACCCAGAUGGCAGAGGACAGGCAGAAGGGGCAGAGGAUGAGCUGGAGAUCAGGUUCAAUGCUCCCUUCGACGUUGGCAUCAAGCUGUCAGGAGCUCAGUACCAGCAGCAUGGCCGGGCCCUGGGAAAGUUUCUCCAGGACAUCCUUUGGGAAGAGGUCAAAGAGGAGCCAGCUGACAAGUGACCACUGACAUGACUGGUCCACUGUGCUUUCCUAUGGUCUUAGCCUCCUCUGUAACUCCCAGACUCUCCUAUUACCUUAAGAAUAAAUGUUCAAACUGUG